GGCGGCGCCCCCGCCUGCCCCCUGCUGCUGGCCGAGCCGGGCCCCGCGGGCCCGAAGGGCAAGGAGCCCGUGGUGUACCCCUGGAUGAAGAAGAUCCACGUGAGCGCCGUCAACCCCAGUUAUAACGGAGGGGAGCCCAAGCGCUCCCGAACCGCCUAUACCCGGCAGCAGGUCUUGGAGCUGGAGAAGGAGUUCCACUUCAACCGUUACCUGACCCGGAGGCGCCGCAUCGAGAUCGCCCACACGCUCUGCUUGUCCGAGCGCCAGGUCAAGAUCUGGUUUCAGAACAGGCGGAUGAAGUGGAAGAAAGACCACAAACUCCCUAACACCAAGAUGCGAUCUUCCAACCCCGCCUCGGCCUCUGCCGGCCCGCCUGGGAAAGCACAAGCUCAUAGCCCACACCCUCAUCCCCACCCUCUCCCCAGUGCCUCCGCGCCCAUUCCCUCCUCCAUGUGAUCCCCUGGAGACCUAAAGCAGUUCCUGUCACUUCCCUGCCCUCCUCAUCUCUUGCUCCUAUCCUCGUCCGCUCCUCCCCCAGUAAACCCUAACAGACACCAAAACAAAAUUCAACUCGGUGGAAACCAUAACCAAAAAGAAGACGUUAUGCCUAGUGUCUGUGUGUGGACCCCCAAAGGACACCUGUCCCGGAUACUGCUUCGUGGGACAACCUGCUGACCUGGGCAGCUCUGCCCGGGGUUGGAAACCUGCAAGGACUCACUUGCCAUCGGCUACCUUUGACUCAGCAGGACUGCACGUGCUCACUGGGAACGCGGGCUUGUUCUCUUGGCUGCGAGGAGAAGCCCAGCAGUCUCCCAUCUUCCUCCCCUUCCUCUUCUGCGCCCAGGCAGCUCUCGCGAGCUUUGCUUAGUAGACAUUUGUGGACCUCACCAAAUUAUUUAAUUCUCAAAGUGUGUAGAUCUUGAUGGUAGGUGCAUCAUGUAGCUUCUUCCUCUCCUCACGUUUAUUAUAGAUAUCGUUAUAGAGGUGGUGUUGUCUGAUUCUGGGGCACAAUCUUACGGGAGAGGGAAAUGCGUUUAGACCCACUGUGUAAAGUGAUAUGGCUGUAUAAAGAGGAAUGUGCUAAGAAUAAAAUUCAUUUAAAAGAACAU
Molecule: messenger RNA, 1109 nt
Organism: Psammomys obesus (fat sand rat)
Lineage: Eukaryota; Metazoa; Chordata; Mammalia; Rodentia; Muridae
Gene: Hoxa4
Product: homeobox A4
Exons: 2
Biological process (GO): anterior/posterior pattern specification; regulation of transcription by RNA polymerase II; embryonic skeletal system morphogenesis
Cellular component (GO): nucleus
Molecular function (GO): DNA-binding transcription factor activity, RNA polymerase II-specific; RNA polymerase II cis-regulatory region sequence-specific DNA binding
Source: RefSeq, a predicted model, not a curated record